CGUUGUGACUUCUUCCUUUUUCUCCGUGGAAGAAGCCUCAAGACAGAAAGGAGCAAACACACACUGGAUUACUUUGGACUUCCGUCAGAUUUAUACAUGCACAUUGUUGAAGGAUUCAUGUGAUUAAAGUUUGUGGACUUAAUCAAAAGUUGAAGGUGGUGGCUGAGGUGAGGCGAGGCGUGUGAAACCAUGUGGCUUCUCUGUUCCUGCCUGACACUGCUGGCCCUCAGCCUUAGAUCAUGUGACACCCUGGCUUCACAAAAAGAUGUACAGUGCCCAUCCUUACAAGUGGAUGAAUGGAAGUUUCCUCUUUCAUCCGGGGACAACAUCACGGGUUUUAAUGUGAUGAGACGGUUCUCCCUACUCAAGAAUCCAGAUGUCAAGAAGAUCCGUAACCCUCGCGGACCCAUCAUCCUCCGCUUGGGCAAGACCCCCCUCCUACGCCCAACUGACGAGGUGUUUCCUGAUGGCCUUCCUGAGGAGUUCACGCUGAUAUUUACCUUGGCAUUAAAAAAGGCGGCCCUGAGGGACACCACCUACCUAAUUCAGAUAUCUGAUGAGCAGGGAUACCCUCAGCUGUCUGUAGACCUGAAUGGCCCAGAUGGCACCCUGACAUUGAGAGCCAGAGGGGAGGACCCUGCAGCUGAUCUGGGGAGCUGUGUUUUCACCAAUGAGGGCGUGGCGUCUCUGAUGGAUCUACACUGGCACAAAGUGGCCCUCAGUGUGCAAAGACAAUCUGCCUCCCUCCAUGUGGACUGUAGCUCCACAGAGACAAAACCUCUGGAGCCUCGUGGGAGAUUGGCUACUGAUGGACAUACUCUUCUAGCCAUUCGAGCUUCUGAUGCUGGGCCUGUACAGAUGGACAUUCAGCAGGUGAUGCUGUACUGCGAUCCAUCCCUCGCCAGUCAGGAAGCCUGCUGUGAGAUACCAGGAGCUCGGUGUCCACCAGAUGCCUCCAAGAGCCGACGUGCUGCAGAGAAUGACUUGUGGGAGAACUCUUUUAACCAGGAAAUCUUCUCAUCCAAGGAUCUGGCUGAGAAAGUUAUAAAUCUUGCAAGAGUUUCUGGGCUGAAAGGAGAAAAAGGUGACCGGGGUGAUGGUUGUUCUGGCUCACAUUCAGGUUCAUGUACGGAGGGACCCAAGGGCCAGAAGGGGGAGAGAGGAGAGAUGGUGCUUCCUGCCAGCUGGGGUGAAGCAGCUGAGUUCAAGGGAGUAAAAGGUCAGAAGGGAGAGACUGGACCACAGGGCCUCACAGGCACUCCGGGGAAGGAUGGUCGAGCAGGCUCCAUCUGUGUCGUCGGCCCCAAAGGACAGAAGGGUGCUUCUGGUUCAGUGGGUCCUGAAGGCUUGGCUGGGGAGCCAGGGAUGCCUGGACCUCCAGGCCUACCGGGGAUUGGAAAGCCAGGUCCAGCAGGCCCUCCUGGUCAGCCUGGUGGUGCAAAAGGAGACAAGGGGGACAUAGGACCUCAAGGGGAUGAAGGAUUGCACGGAGAUCCAGGGCCGAGGGGACCAGCAGGGCCGAAAGGAGCAAAGGGUGACCCGUGCGAAGUGUGCCCCACACUACCAACUGAUAUCGGCAACACCGUAUCUCUGCAAGGUAUGCCGGGCCAGAAAGGUGAGCCCGGAUUACGAGGCAUUGGAGAGAGAGGACCACCUGGACCUGCAGGUCUGGAUGGCAAGGCCGGACAGAAGGGACAACCAGGAUCACAUGGUGCUAAAGGGGAAAAGGGUGAGGCCUGUUCUGUGUGCCCCACCCUGGGAGAGCUCCCCCCAAACCUGGUCCCUGGUGUCAUGAGUCAGACUCUGCAGGUGAAGGGCCAAAAAGGAGAAGCAGGCUUUGGAAUUAAAGGAGAACAAGGAGAGGUGGGAAAUGUAGGACCACCUGGUCCUAGAGGAGAGAAGGGUAAUGCAGGGCGAAGAGGAGCUGAUGGUAAGCCGGGAAAACUUGGGGUGAAAGGAUCUGCUGGAAAGAACGGAGAAAAGGGUGAAAGGGGAGAUACAGGACUUCCUGGUUUUAGUCUUCCUGGCCAGAAAGGAGAGAAAGGCGAAUGUGGUGUGUGCCAGCCAUAUGAGGUUGGCAGCGGACCGGCCAGCAUCAAAAUACCUGAAGGAACAACAGGCAAGCCAGGCCCUCCAGGUUCUCCCGGACCUCCUGGGCUUGGUGCAGAAGGCAAACAGGGCCCCCCAGGAGUUGCUGGAGAGAAAGGAGAUAAGGGUGACCAAGGAGACCAAGGAGAUAAGGGAGAUGAUGGCGCUCCUGGAGUGCCAGGAUUGCCUGGAGAGCCUGGACGAAAUGGACUAAUGGGCUUGAAGGGGGAGAAGGGUGAUGCUUGUACCAGCUGUUCAUCUCUGGGCACUGCAGCGGGUGAUGGUGUUGCUGUGCCUGGGCCAAAGGGAGAGAGAGGAGAGCCUGGUGCCCCAGGAGAGGGGAAGCCUGGCAGAAAUGGUAAACCAGGCUUACCGGGCAUACAGGGACCUCCUGGUCUCAAAGGGAGCAAGGGAGAAUCUGGACUUGCAGGAGUUGGUCUUCCUGGUCCACAAGGUAUCGAGGGACCAAGAGGACUUCCCGGUCUUGUUGGACCUCCUGGAUUCAUUGGAUUACCCGGCCCAGCUGGUCCUGCUGGUGAACAGGGCAUGAGAGGUGAUACUGGACCUCCAGGACCACAGGGGCCAAUGGGCAUCGGCGUAACAGGACCCCCAGGUAGAGACGGUGCCCCCGGCUCUCGUGGGUUGCCAGGAGCUGAUGGAAGACGUGGAGUUGAUGGCGCUAAGGGGGACAAGGGCGACCCUGGAGAGUGCAACUGCAUAAUGCCAAUGCACUCAGGCAUCGGUGGACCAGGAGCUCCGGGAGCUGCAGUAAGCCCAUGGCAGCCUGGGCCUCAGGGACCUCCAGGACCUCCAGGCCCUCCUGGUCCACCUGGACCUCAAGGUUUUGAUGGACUGCAAGGACCGCAGGGUAUCCCUGGAAACGACGGGAUACCGGGGAAACCGGGUUUGCCAGGAUACGUUAAGGCUGACCUGCAGAUGCCAUCCCAGGAUGCUUCUGAAGAAGACAAGGCAUGUGUUGGGGACUGUUCCCAAGGGAUGCCCGGGGUUCCAGGUAUGGCAAAUGCCAAAGGAGAAAAGGAAGACCAGGGAAAACCCGGUGUAACCCCUGUGGAGAACUGUGACAGUUGUGCGGACAAACUACAGGCAACACAACCAAGGGAUGACUGUACCUGUACGGGACAACCUGGAGUUCCAGGGGUGCCUGGAUCACAGGGAAUGAGAGGGGACCCUGGUAUACAAGGAGAGAGAGGACAAGCUGGAAUUCCAGGAAUGAUGGGACCUCCGGGUUUCGCAGGUCCCCAAGGCCCACCCGGUUCACCUGGUCAGCAAGGUGAGCAGGGACCAUCAGGACUGGCUGGACUCAAGGGUGAACAGGGCCCUUCAGGGACGCCUGGGUAUCCAGGUUCCAUGGGGCCUCCUGGAAUGCCUGGAUUGAAAGGCGAACGUGGGAGCCCAGGGAGCAGUGGUGAGAAAGGAGAACUGGGUCCGGCUGGUCUCCCCGGGUACCAAGGACAGGCGGGCGCACCGGGAGGUAAAGGAGACACAGGACCAUCAGGACCCGAAGGACUAAAAGGGGAUCAGGGCUUCCAAGGACAACCAGGAUUCCCAGGACCACCAGGUCCACCAGGUCCCGCAGGCAAAUCAGGAAGGGAAGGACUCCCAGGACUUAAGGGUGAAAAGGGCAAUGAUGGCAACCAAGGUUCUCAAGGACCAACAGGACCACCAGGCUCCCCAGGCUCCCCAGGGCUGAUGGGCCCUCCUGGCAUCGAAGGGAUAGAUGGUAAAGAUGGAAAGCCAGGGCUUCGAGGAGAAGUGGGUCCCCCGGGUCCUGCAGGUCCACGAGGAAUCCCAGGAUUCAAAGGCAAAACCGGCCACACUGGCUUCCCGGGACAGAAGGGCGAUGUUGGACCUUCAGGUCCACCUGGACCACCAGGUAGACCAGGACAUGAGGGUGAUCCCGGAGCACCAGGAGCUCAGGGACGACCUGGACCAUCUGGCCACAUUGGUUCACCAGGUCCAGCUGGACCCCCAGGACCUCCUGGUCCAUCAGGAGUGGGCGUAAAGGGAGAUAAAGGUCAGAAUGGAGAGAGGGGUCUCCCAGGAAUGUCUGGAGCCCCAGGUCCACCUGGUCACCCAGGGCUUAUGGGCGAGCCAGGUAAUGAUGGUUCCCCUGGUAAAGAUGGGUUGGCAGGUCUGCCAGGGGGGAACGGGCAGCCAGGCCAAAAGGGUGAGCCAGGGGCUACAGGACAAAGAGGACCUGCAGGGGAGCGAGGCAGACCGGGGCCCCCUGGUGGAGGUUUAGGAUAUCACUCCAAGGACGCUCAACCGAUAAUCGGCCCGGUUGGACCCAGAGGGGAAAGAGGAAGCCCUGGGUCAGCCGGUCCACCCGGACCACCUGGAUCUCAAGGAAUGCCAGGAAGUGAUGCUGUGGUCAAUUAUGAUGAAAUCAAGAACUUCAUCCGCCAGCAGGUCAUUAAAAUCUUUGAUGAGAGAAUGGCCUACUACAUGUCCCGCAUGCAGAUGCCUGUCGAAAUGGUAGCAUCUCCCGGUCGACCUGGACCUCCAGGGAAAGACGGCAUUCCUGGUAAUCCUGGAGCACCCGGCUCACCUGGAAUACCUGGGCAUAUCGGUCGACAAGGACGGUCCGGACCCCAAGGACCAGCUGGGCCGAGAGGACCGCCGGGAGCAAAGGGAGAUAAGGGUGUAGGAGAGAUGGGAGACGCAGGACCUCCAGGAUCACCAGGUGUCCCAGGCUCCCCAGGCUACGGUAAAAUGGGACCCCCAGGUCCCGUUGGCCAGCAGGGGGUUCCUGGAAUCCCAGGCCCGCCCGGACAAUCUGGCUCAAAGGGAAAUGAUGGCCGGUGUAAUCCUUCAGACUGCAUGAGCCAUCAAGUAGAAUACAGCCCCAAAGGCCCGUCUGUCAAGGGCCCCUGGUAGAUGAGAGGGGGGCAAAGGAGCAGAGGUAGGGGGGACUAAAGAGGAUAGCAAGCCAAAGACCCAAAGGUCUUUCUGGCCACAACAUUUGGGAACUUCUUUUCUUGUUGAACACCUACCCUUCUUUUCACGCAGUGCUCUCCACUGAGGCCUGUCACGACACAUCAGCAGUAUAUUUUUAUUGCACCAUUCUUUUUCUUCCUAUAAAUUCCACUUUAAGCAACGGUUGCUUGCUGGGUUUUUUUCCCCCUUCUGAUUUUGCUCUCUUUUGGAGGUGAAAAGGUGCACAAUGUUUUCAUUUUUCAAUUUUUGUUAUCAAGUUCAGGAAGCAGAAGCACGUAAACUUACUCUAGCUCUUUGCUGACUUCUUUUAUAUCUUUUUCUUUUCUCUCUGCUUCUAUUGCAUUUGCGAUAGCCACAGUGCUCAUGGCCACCCAUAUCGUUGAAUUUGGUCCGUAAGUGAUGGAUUUACUGUUUUGUAUAUAUUUAUAUUUAUAUAUAGCAGCUUUUUAUACUUUUUUUUAAAAAAACAUUUCAUGAAUAAUGAGCGACAUACAAGUAAAUUUGCCAAACAUGCUUGGCUGAUUCAAGCUAUUUGAAGAUGAACUACUCACCCAUUCACUUUGAGCAGGCACAAACAUGAAUCGAUAUUUGUACACAUAAAUGAAAGUAAAUCCCUAAAUGAUUCCCAAAUUAUGUCACAUUUUGCCUUAAAUAUCUGAAAUAUCAGUGCUUUUAUUAAAAAAAAAACAUUUUUAAAAGGGCUUUAUAAUGUCACUAUUGUCCAUAAACUCACCAUUAUGCUGUGUAUAUGUUGUUUAAGGUCAUUUGCAAUGCAACCCACCAUGUUUCUUCCAUAUGAUGUUUUAUGAGUCACUGAGCGAAAGAAAACACUUUGAAUGCAAAGCAAAUGUUUGUUGUUUUUCCUGCAAUGUGCCCACUACAACAUACAGUAUGUAGCAACAUGCUUUAAGGGUGUUGCAUGCAAAAAAUGUAUUAGCGCUGCAAGUAACGAUUAUUGUCUUCAUCAUGAAGCUUAUUGUUUUGAUUGAUCGGGUAAUCAGUUAGACCAUGUGUCCAAACUGUGAGGGCCACUUAAUGAAAAAUCACAAGAUGCAGGGGCAUCUAAGAUAGCUUAUUUUCUAUUACUGUGUCUGCUAUAUUGGGUAGUACAAGUUUAAAGGUGAAUGUGGUAUUAUGGUGAAAACCGUAAAAACAAACAAACAAACUGUAUUCACAAGGUCAUAAACAUCUUUUUUUUUACGCUCUAACUACGAAAAUAUUCAAUUUAUUAGUAUUGCCUCCUACUUCACAGAAAUUCACUUAUCACAGUCGAGUCUGGAACCAAUUGAUCAUG
Molecule: messenger RNA, 6340 nt
Organism: Doryrhamphus excisus (bluestripe pipefish)
Lineage: Eukaryota; Metazoa; Chordata; Actinopteri; Syngnathiformes; Syngnathidae
Source: RefSeq, a predicted model, not a curated record